AUGCAUGCCGAGGAAUCCGAUUUGGUGGUGUCGGCAGUGCCACGGCAGCGUGGGACUCAGAUCAAUGUGAACGGGAUCCCGGCAGUGCCCCUGGGCCUGGCUCAUGGGGCCCAUCCACAUGGGAACAAGAACAAUGUCGCUACAUCGAGCAAGACGCAUCAAACGGCACUUGACACGGAAGGAUUCUCAAUUCGAGGCAGGGCCAACAAGAGCAAUAGCGAUAUUCUCGGCAACAGCUUCAUUCCUGACAAAGCCAGCACUGACCCGAUUGUCGCCUAUCCGGUACCUUUGGCAGCGAACAACCAUACAGUGCGCUCUGGCCCUCUGCCGCUAGUGGUACCGUCGUCUGGUCCAUCAACUUCACAGCAGACAUCACGUCCGACGAACCCUGAGCCAGUCCGCGUUGACCGUCUAACACUCACGCGGCCCUCGUCAGGUCCGUCAUCAUCGCGGCCAGACAAAGACGACGCGCUGUCAAUGAUCAGCGAGAGAACGACUUCGGACGGCUCUAGCGUGAGCUCUACCGCAUGCCAUGUUUGCAAAAAGGGACCUAUGUCCCGGCCUUUGUUCAAAUGCGCAACAUGCCUUCGUCAGUACCACAGCUAUUGCUCUCAAUUAGUGGUACCUGGAGAUGCCUGUGCAAAUUGGCGUUGCCAGCGGUGCAUUGACAAGAACAUCCCAUUGAGACUAAACAAGGACGUGUCAAAAUCUUCUGUGCAGCCUGCGCAGCCGUCCGCGCAUGAAGCUACGUCGCACCCCGUCGGAAAACUUGUCACUGUCAACGACACAGGGGUCACUACUUCGGCCAACCCGAUACGAGUGUCAAUAUCUUGUCCGUCUGUCGAGCAUCCCACCAUCCUCUCCGCUGUGUCAUUAACACAUCCACCGAUGGAGCCCAUAGCCAGAGACUUCGAACCACAUAUUUCCAACGACACUGCUUCAAAGGAGGUGCUCCCAAAGCCAAGCACGGGUCAGCACCGCGACAGGAAAGAUCCUGCUGACACACCUGCAUUGCCGCUGGCCGAGACACGCGUGAAUAUUGUGCCGAAAAAGAAGUUCAACACUGCGUCAAGAACAUACUCUCUAGUAACACCAGUCAGUGUUGUCAAUGGCGCAGGGGCCGUGCAAAAAGAUUCCAAUCAGGCUGCUCGGCUUUCAGCCGGCGAGCGAGAAUCAAAACCAGAGGCUUCAAAUGCUGCGAACACUGGGAACGGCUUGUUCGCUGAGACUCACGAACUCGACAACCUGGUGGACAAGAGCUUUACGGUAACAGCUUCCUCUUCAAUGGUUGAAAAAGCAUCCGUUCAGAAGAGGGCCCCGAAACUUAACCUGAUCAGAAAGAAGAUUGCUCCUGUACGUUGGAGUCCCGGGACGAGUCGAACGACGACAAAGUCAGACGGAGCGAGGGAAGUGACAAGCCGUGAGGCAAGCCACGACUCGGCAGCUCAUCGUCCACAACGGAAUGGCGUGGACGUCACGCCGGGCCAUGUGACCUUUAACACGCCCUCUCGCGAAACGAUGAAUCAGCAGCGGCAAAUCUCUGAAGCACAUCCGUCUCUCAAUAGUGAUGGCAAUUUAAGAGCACCAUCACUGGCGAUCGGGGACGGUGUUGCUGAAGCGUAUAGGCUGUCGCCAGGAACUUCAGAAGCAGCCUCUAAGUCGGCCUCCAGAAACGCAACACAGGCUGGGAAAGCGUUCGAGCGCAAGAAUUCGGAACAGCAGAUUGUCAUCUGCGAGGACUGCGGAAAGCACGCACUUCGACGUCCAGGGAGAGCUCUUUGCCUCAUGUGCAGGUCUCGAGCUGCCGCCAAGAGUGGCUCUGGUGUCAACAAUUCAAUCACAGCAUCCACAGGGCCACUGGAGCGCAGAAACAAGAUCUUGCCUAGCGCAAAGGCAGGUGAUAGGAUUGGAUCAAGCGGUCGCCAAAAUCGUCACGCCGCUCAGGAGCCAGAAAACAAUCCAAAUGGCGGUGGAACAGAUGCACGGUCGACUUCUGUCGAGGGAGAUAACGGGCUAGACUUUUGGAGACCAGCUUCCAUCGCUGCUGGAUCCUCAGGCUCGAUGUUUGAUAAUCCUCGAAACGCCAUCAUAUCUCCUCAGCUGGAACGAAACUGCUCGCCGCCUACUGACGAGAGUUAUGCUGAAUCUGCCCCGGUCAAUGGACAAGCUCGACCAGCGGCUGAAGACAAUGCACCUGCAUUUCAUACACCUGGUGUACAAGAACAGGCUGUGACAGAGCAGCAGACCAUGACAUCUCCACCAUAUGACGAUCAAGACUCAGCGGCGACUGAAGGGGACGACAUUGCGGAGAUCCUAUCCACCGCAGCCCGCAAUGAAAAGCGCAAGAGUGCAAGUCCAGACGACGUCUCGCCUUGUAAGAAGCGUAGCCAGAGGUGCAGGCCCAAAGACGAAUAUGACCUGGGGGACUGGAAGGAGCGACCCAAGAAGACAUACCAGCGACUCAUUGGCAUGGCGCUUUGCGACACACCUCAUCAUCGCAUGCAAGCUGAUCGCGUCGUCCAGUGGGUAUCACUGAAUGUACCCGGAUACAACGAUACACGGUCGGGCACGUGGGCUGAUGGGCUGAAGUCAACCCUUAUCUUAAAUUCUCAAGGCCGAUCUGGAGAAAUUCUUUGCAAGAGACUGUCCUGGGAAGAAGGCAACGGGGGUCUCAUGCACAAGGACUGGUAUCAACUCUUGCCCGGCAUCGAGGACAGAAUCGAGCAUUGGGAUCAUCAACUAAAGCGACCAAUGUUCCCUUCGAGCAGCUCCGAUAGCGAAACGUUGCAAGCUCCGGUGAACGCUCAUGACGGUGCUAACAUGCAUGUGACAUUCAAGAUAAGGCACUCCGAUGGAGAUGGAGAUGACCUUGAAAACAGCAACACAACAGAUGCGAACAUCCCGGGAGGAGAGCACUCGUUGGAAGACGAAUCCUUAGCCGCUCGACUGCGCCAAAUUGCUUCUCCGUACACGAAAACCCCUUUCUUGCUCCCUAAGGGACCGACUGAGCCAACGGACGACGUAGAAAUGGCCGAGAAUAGCGCUCUAGCACCUGAAACGCUUGUCGAGCAACGUGUCCGCGGUGCAAAUUCAGGAUCGCAGAGCUUUGCUGUGCCUAGAACCUUGCCCGAGCCACGCGGUGGAAAUCUUCUCGAGCUCAUCCGCGACGAUGUUGAGAGGCAUUCCAAGACCAACAAGACAUUCGCUGAGGCAUGGCCGGCAUGGCAUCCUGAUAUGGCCGUUGUGAGUACGGAAGAAAUCACAAAGCGACCUACGAGGAAACAGCUGUUCGGCAAGCAUCCCUCCUUUUCUGCCCUAGGAGGAAAGACCGAUCCAUUGCAUUCGAAACCAGCCAGGCAUGUUGAGCUGAAGCCUCGUAUGGUUGGGGACACGGGUGAUGGGGAUGAAGUCAACUGUCAUUCUGUGGCAGAGUUUUUUGGCAUUCCAGGCUUUGGGGAAACGGAGGUUGUGCUGCAUAAGAGUAAAUUGGCGUUUCAGCAAGCGGGCUCGAGGACGAGAACGGUGAAGUAUUGUACAAAUAUCUAA
Molecule: messenger RNA, 3546 nt
Organism: Lecanosticta acicola
Lineage: Eukaryota; Fungi; Ascomycota; Dothideomycetes; Mycosphaerellales; Mycosphaerellaceae
Source: the annotation of a GenBank genome assembly